Molecule: messenger RNA, 666 nt
Organism: Penicillium manginii
Lineage: Eukaryota; Fungi; Ascomycota; Eurotiomycetes; Eurotiales; Aspergillaceae
Exons: 2
Coding region: 1-666 (221 amino acids)
Source: RefSeq, a predicted model, not a curated record
AUGUCUCAAACCAUUUGCCAAUUCAUCUUCUUCAAGAUACAACCUGAGGUUCGGCCCGAGGACCCGGACAGCACAGAGGGCCGCGACCUGGUGGCUGUCUUUCGCACUACGCAACAACAAAGCGGCCACAUGAGUUCCGUCUGGGGCCGGGUGAUAGGAGACGAGGAUGUGAUCAUUUGGGUUGUGGAAUGGGCCGAUGCCCGAUGCUCAACAGCCGUUGCUCUACUGGAACCCUUCCUCGCACCUUCGGCCCAACCUCCGACAUCACUCUACACAACGCUUAACCCACCGAUUUCCAGUACGGGGACACUCACCACAAACCCGAUUACAGAAAUUUGCGUUCUGCCUUUCCCCAGCUCCUUGACUGUGCAAGAGACCAAGCAGUUGGAUUCGGACCUGAUAAAUUUCCGCAUCGUGUUAGUCGAGCAGUUACCGCAGGCGAGUGGACCACGGUCGUGGACGAUGGGUCAUGUCGAUCGGCCGAGCACGGUGCAGCAUGCAACCAGCCCGAGUGGACGUGCUGCCUUGCAUUUGUUGGCUAUCGGAUGGGAUUCGGUCGAGGCUCAUUUGCAGGCUAAGGAGACGGAGCAGUUUCAGCAGAGUGUUGCGCCUUUUCGGGAGAAGAUUUUGCCCCCCCGUGCCUGGAUUGGAGAUAAAACAUGUUAG